Messenger RNA from Staurois parvus, 328 nucleotides. NCBI's taxonomy places the organism in Eukaryota, Metazoa, Chordata, Amphibia, Anura, Ranidae. The record is from the annotation of a GenBank genome assembly.
AGCCUUGUACCAUGUGACCUCUGUGAUCAUUCACAGAUUUCACACGUAGUAAGCAAUGAUGUUAGAAGUGACAUCUUGCUUACUACUUUGCAUGUGAUCACUGAUUGGCCAAUCAGUGAUCACAUGAUUGGGACCUCGUACAGAGGUCCCGUCCGACGAUCGGUGUUUUCACUGUGUCUGGAAGACACAGCGGGCACCGGAUCGCGGUGCUGAACGCUCCCAGGGAGCACACACAAGCAGGGUGCGGGGAGGCCAUUUAUAAACGGCAACCCGACCCUGCAACGGCCACCCGACCCUGCAGUGCCACCGUCCGGCCGUUUAUAUACAA